AUGACGAAAGAAAACUACGCGAUGACAGUUUGUGUGUUUGUUUUUCUUGGCGCUCUGUCUUUUUUGAUCGAGGUUAUCACCCACAAGAUCGAACACACGUUUUCCAAAAAGGAGCACAUCCUGUCAAUGAUCCAACACUUGUACCACGAGCUUAUGAACUUGGGCAUUGUCUCAUUUACUUUCGUUCUCUUUGACAUGGUUGGUGUGUACGUUGGCAUUUCUCACAUCGCUCCAAAGUACAACGAACGUGAAGCAGACAUUUUUGGCAUUUUCGAGGUGGUUCAUAUCACCAUUUUUUCAAUCGCCGUGUUCUUGAUUUUAACUGGCUCGUACGUUAUCUUUAUCAGUUGGGUAUACCAAAAGUUGUGGAGCUAUUUCGAGAAGUACGGCUUUCAAAACUCCGAGGAGAGCUUUUUGGAAAAGAUGCAAGAACUCUCAAACAACAAAUUUAAUUACAUCAACCCCGUGUUUCUCGCUAAAUACGAGUUUGCCCUCAGAAGGUACCAGUUCAACAUUAUGAAGGAGAACUUUGUUAUUAUGGAAGGUCUUCCCACCAAGUUCCGGUUUGCAAAAUACGCCACAAGUUGCUUCAGACGACUGGCCACUAGACAUAUCCACUUGAGUGGUAAGAUGUGGGCGUUUGCAAUCGUUUUUGAAAUCUGCAUGAUCUCCACUAUUUAUAUUCCAAACCAAGAUAUCGGGUGUUUAGUUUCUCACGCUUUGGGCUACGUUUCCGUUCCAAUUGCUCUUCUUGUAAUGCUCAAGUGUCGUUCUGUCAUCGGUCAAUUGGUUAAAUUACAUCACUCGAGUAUGGCGCUUCCACAAAUUAAGUUUUUGGAUGAUGACAGAAAUUACCCUUCCGCUUCUGAGUUGAAAAACGAGUAUUCUGAGAGUUACUCAGUAAGUGAAGAUUACUCAACCAUGCGACUUUCCCUUCAACGCGACGGGAGAAAGAUUUCUCUCAACUAUGGAAUUCGAGACGUCCCACAGCCACAACUCCCAAAACCUCCAAAAGGCAUUAAAGGAGUCAUACACAAGUACUUUGGGUGGGUUCCGUGUUACAACUCUCCGUAUUAUACACCUGUUGAGAGAUUGUUAUGGUUUAAGUCUCAUGGGUUUAUCCAUUUACUCAUGAAGUGUCUUUCGAUCUCUCAGGCCAUCUAUAUUGUUCUCCACAUCAUUUUCUUUUCAAACGCUGACGUACAUAUGUGGCAGCACUUCUUGGUGAUUGUCCCUCCUAUAUUUUUGAUGAUCUUUGCUCUUCCAUUCUGUCUAUCAUCUAUGACGCUUAUUAGAUACGUUGACAAAGAUAGACUCGACGAUGUUGUCAAAACGAUAGUGUUCCAAUCAAUCUCGAGCAAAUUUUCGAAACGCAAUUUAUACAAAACGGUGGCUGGAGCCGAAAAGCAAAACAUGGAAAUUCCAGAUCAAGAGAUGGUGAAUGUGUUUAAGAACCGAUACCUUGCAACAAAUGGAAAUCCAGAUAACAUCGAGGAAAUAAAAGUUUUGUCCGAAGUCAUCGGGUCACUCACAAAUGGGGUUUUGAAAAAAUCUGGGGUGACGUCAAAGAAGAUUGGAGAUGUGACAAUGCUCCAAUCUGGAAACGGGGAUGUCGUGCUUAAAGGAGUCGAUCCACAGGGAAUUGAGGAAAUCCUUCAGCAACUCAGAACAAAACGGAAACAACAAGAAAACCUCAAGACCGAAUCAGAGGCGGGUCCCGUUGCAAUCUCAGCUACUCAAACCUCAAACUCAUCAUUUGGGCAACAGAACGAGACAACAGUUAAGCGGAAAAAAUCAGAGGAGAACGAAACGCAACAGAGGCGAGACAAACCAGAAGCAACAGAAAUCGAAAUGACUGAAACACUGACGACAACUGGGCCGACUAUUAUUCCAGACCGAUCGGAAGUAGUGUCGAACAUGGAGAAAACGGACUCUAAUAAAAGCAUAGAGCUCUCCGACGACUCAUCAAGUGACGAUGUACCAACACCAAGGGCUUCGUUGAAACCAGGGCAAUUCACACUUGUUCAAAAGGUCGCACAAACUACAACGCACUCCGUGAUGAAUGUUGGAGAAAUUGAGAUUAUUGACAUGAAUGAUGAGGCAUAA
Messenger RNA from Entamoeba invadens IP1, 2106 nucleotides. RefSeq lists its product as hypothetical. Gene Ontology annotation, biological process: defense response. Gene Ontology annotation, cellular component: membrane. The transcript is spliced from 2 exons. The record is from RefSeq and is a predicted model, not a curated record. NCBI's taxonomy places the organism in Eukaryota, Evosea, Mastigamoebida, Endamoebidae. The coding region runs from base 1 to 2106 and encodes 701 amino acids.